Chironomus riparius is the source of this 1952-nucleotide messenger RNA. Lineage: Eukaryota; Metazoa; Arthropoda; Insecta; Diptera; Chironomidae. The record is from the annotation of a GenBank genome assembly.
UGUUAAUCAAAAACUGAUCACUGCAUCAAAAAUGCUUGUAAAUUAUUUAUCAUAGCAUAUCUAUCUAUCAAAUUCAACAAUAGUUUUCGUGAUCCAUAUUUCGCGAAUUGAGCUAUCAAAACACUGCUCAGCAUUUAUCUUAAGUACACAAUUUAUCUUCUUUACCUUCCGUCUAGAAAACAUUUUCAGUUCACAAACGGCUUUUUAAAAUUCAAUUUCAAAAAUUGAACUUUAUUUGAACCAAUUUGAACUAGUUUUGUUUAUUUACAAUUUUAAAAAAAAAUACUUUAUUAAAGAUGAGCAAAAUAGAUCAAAAAGAGUAUUUAAAACGUUAUUUAUGCUCAGAUGAUAAGCUCGAGAAGAAGAAGAAGAAGAAAUCAAAGGAUAAAACUCAUAAAAUUGCUAAGAAAACUGUAAAAAUUAUAGAUGACGAUGCUACGGCAUUUAUGAAAAAUGAUGAAGUUGACGAAGGAGAUUUAUAUGCAACAAAUGAGGAAGCUCCACAAAUUGUAGGUUUCAUUGAUGAAAGAUCAGCAUCAGUUAUAAUGAAACAAGAGUAUGAGGAAAGUGGCAUGUGGAAAUCAUUGAAUAAUCAUAAAAAUGAAAUCCCAAUAAGGUCCAAAAAGGAUUCAUCUCCCAGUAGAAUCAAAACUAUUGAUGAAUCACCACCAAGAAAGAAUAGAAGACAUUCAGAUGAAUCACCACCAAGAAAGAAUAGGAGACAUUCAGACGAGUCACCUCCUAGAAAGAAUAGGAAACAUUCAGAUGAAUCACCACCAAGAAAUAAUAAAAGAUAUUCAGACGAGUCACCUCCAAGAAGAAAGAGUAGAUUCGAUAGCUACAAAGGAAAUGUUUCUCCAAAAGAAUUACCAGUCAAAAUAAAGAAGGAAAGAUUGAGCUCAUCACCUUCCAAUUACUAUAUUCGAUCCUCAAAAUCUCCAGAAGAUAUAAAGAGAAACAUAAAAAGAGAAAAAGACAGCUCUUCGCCUCAACAUCCACAAAAAAUGUCCAAAACUCUUGAUGGAAAAGCUUCAGGAUUACAGAAUUCGAGGCGUUUAAAGGAAGAAAAUGAACAAUUAAGGCAGAGACAAGACAAAUUAUUUAAAGAAAUGAAGCCAGAAUUUUCUGGUAAAAAUGCCGAUGUUACAAUUCGUGAUCGUAAAGGCAGAAAUAAGGAUUAUGAAUAUGAUUUAGAAAAUGAGAGGAAAAAAAUGAAAGAAGAAGAGAUCCGUAAAAAGGAAUACGAUAGAUGGGGUAAAGGAUUAAAGCAACUGGAACAGAUUGAAAAAAGGAGACAAGAAUAUGAGCAUGAAGCAAGCAAACCGUUAGCUCGUGAUCAAGAUGAUAAAGAUUUACAAGAUUAUUUAAAGAAUAAGGAACUUGCUGAUGAUCCAAUGCUUCAAUAUAUAAGACGAAAACGAAAAGAGGAAAACACUAAAAAAGGAAUUAUUGAGAAACCUGCAUAUCGUGGAGAUUUUCCUGAUAAUCGAUUCAAUAUUAGACCAGGUUUUCGUUGGGACGGUGUCGAUAGAUCUAAUGGAUAUGAAAAGAAAUACUUUUCAAUGAUCAAUUCAAAGAAAAGCCUUGAAGAAGAAGCAUACCGUUACUCAACAGAAGACAUGUAAACUUAUGACACGAUAUAAAUCUUAGUUUAAUUUUUAAAAUAUUUCAAUGAAAAAUAUGGUCGAUUUUGUACUGCCAAAAAUAAUGGUCAAGUUGUGUCAUGUGCUGUAUUUUGGUCAAAAAUUAAAAUAUGAUAAGUUUAAUAAAUCUUUAAUAUCUUAAGUAUUAUUUAUUUAAAUACAAUAAAUGAUUAACAAGAAAUUACAAGUUUUCUUCUGUAUCGGUUGCACCUUGACUCUUGUUACCAUAAAAUGAAUCGAGAUGUCCUAAAAGGCUACUUAGAGAAAUAUUGUCAAAAUCCUCCGAUCCUCUCUCAUUCUCGUGGUCCC